Molecule: messenger RNA, 1264 nt
Organism: Lipotes vexillifer (Yangtze River dolphin)
Lineage: Eukaryota; Metazoa; Chordata; Mammalia; Artiodactyla; Lipotidae
Gene: GET3
Product: guided entry of tail-anchored proteins factor 3, ATPase
Exons: 7
Coding region: 9-1055 (348 amino acids)
Biological process (GO): tail-anchored membrane protein insertion into ER membrane
Cellular component (GO): GET complex
Molecular function (GO): ATP binding; ATP hydrolysis activity
Source: RefSeq, a predicted model, not a curated record
UUUCCAAGAUGGCGGCAGGGGUGGCCGGGUGGGGGGUUGAGGCAGAGGAGUUCGAGGAUGCCCCUGAUGUGGAGCCGCUGGAGCCCACGCUUAGCAACAUUAUCGAGCAGCGCAGCCUUAAGUGGAUCUUCGUCGGGGGCAAGGGUGGUGUUGGAAAGACCACCUGCAGCUGCAGCUUAGCAGUCCAGCUAUCCAAGGGGCGGGAGAGUGUUCUGAUCAUCUCCACUGACCCAGCCCACAAUAUCUCGGAUGCAUUUGACCAGAAGUUCUCCAAGGUGCCUACCAAGGUCAAAGGCUAUGACAACCUCUUCGCCAUGGAGAUUGACCCCAGCCUGGGUGUGGCAGAGCUGCCGGACGAGUUCUUUGAGGAGGACAACAUGCUGAGCAUGGGCAAGAAGAUGAUGCAGGAAGCCAUGAGCGCCUUCCCAGGCAUCGAUGAGGCCAUGAGCUAUGCAGAGGUCAUGAGGCUGGUGAAGGGCAUGAACUUCUCGGUGGUGGUGUUCGACACAGCGCCCACAGGCCACACGCUAAGACUGCUCAACUUCCCCACCAUCGUCGAGCGGGGACUAGGCCGCCUCAUGCAGAUCAAGAACCAGAUCAGCCCCUUCAUCUCACAGAUGUGCAACAUGCUGGGCCUCGGGGACAUGAACGCAGACCAGCUGGCCUCCAAGCUGGAGGAGACGCUGCCUGUCAUCCGCUCCGUCAGUGAGCAGUUCAAGGACCCUGAGCAAACCACCUUCAUCUGUGUGUGCAUUGCUGAGUUCCUGUCCCUGUAUGAAACGGAGCGGCUGAUCCAGGAGCUGGCCAAGUGCAAGAUCGACACUCACAACAUCAUUGUCAACCAACUCGUCUUCCCUGAUCCCGAGAAGCCCUGCAAGAUGUGUGAGGCCCGCCACAAGAUCCAGGCCAAGUACCUGGACCAGAUGGAGGACCUAUAUGAAGACUUCCACAUUGUGAAGCUGCCACUGCUGCCCCAUGAAGUUCGGGGGGCGGACAAGGUCAACACCUUCUCUGCUCUUCUCCUGGAGCCCUACAAGCCCCCCAGUGCCCAGUAGCACCACCACCAGCCCCAGCUGCUGCCAUUUCACACUCAGCCGCCACCCACCGGGGCAGAGUUUGCACAAAGUUCCCCCAUAAUACAGGGGAGCCACUUGGGGGAAGGGAGGCGGGGAGGGGGUCUUUUCCCCCUGGUGGGGCUGGGGGAGCUGUAGCUGCCCCCGCACCUCUCCCUGCCUCUCCUCCCUCAAUAAAAUGAUCUUAAACU